AUGGCAAUGUGUUUAAAGCUAGUAUGUGUUCUUAUUGUGAGUGUUUUGGCACAGUGUUACGCGGAUAAGUGCAAUGGAAGCUCGUGUCAGCAUGGAGCGCGGGUCGUACGGGAAGCUUUGGAGCAGUAUGGUCCCGCAGGAAGCGCUGACGUUAUGAAUUUGGUCGAUGGAAUUGAAGUUGUCGAGGUUGUGCCACUAGGUGAAGCAAGGGCCAACGGCGGCGGAUCACCAUCGCCAAACGAGCCCUUGCUGAGCCGACUGGCCAGAUUCCUCGAAUCACACGAACUCAAGAUUAAAUUAAAUAACUUAAUGCCUGGAUCCCAAGUUAGAGAAUUCUUAACCGAAACUUACAAGGAUAUCGAACAAGACAAAACUCUCGGAGAGGCACGUAAGAAGGAAAAAGGAGGCAGCGGCAUCAUCCUGAUGAUGGCUUUGAUGAUGGCAAAGAUGAAGGCUAUCCUUGGUUUCGGUGGUAUCGCUGCAAUUGCCCUAAAAGCCCUCGGUGUUGCCAUGAUGGCUUUGAUGAUUUCAGCAAUAAUCGGUGUCAAAAAGCUAUCCGAGCACAGCCACGAUGACGGCGGCCACCACGUGAGCUACGUAUCCAUCCCGCACCACGACGAACAUCACAGAAGACGGCGAGAUGCCGAGGCCGACGCAAAUGCAUUUGCAUACCGCGCGUGGCGUCAACAGUACGAACCCAAGACCGCUCACUAUGCAUCAUGA
Ctenocephalides felis (cat flea) is the source of this 723-nucleotide messenger RNA. RefSeq lists its product as uncharacterized. The record is from RefSeq and is a predicted model, not a curated record. The coding region runs from base 1 to 723 and encodes 240 amino acids. The transcript has 2 exons. NCBI's taxonomy places the organism in Eukaryota, Metazoa, Arthropoda, Insecta, Siphonaptera, Pulicidae.